Molecule: messenger RNA, 5293 nt
Organism: Prorocentrum cordatum
Lineage: Eukaryota; Dinophyceae; Prorocentrales; Prorocentraceae
Source: the annotation of a GenBank genome assembly
AGGCGUUCAGGCUCAGCCGAUUCUGCCUCAAGUCAUGGUGCAGCCAGGUCCCUGACCGAGCCGGCCCUCUUGCGAAACCCGUUAAAGACUGUCGUUCUGGUUUGGUUUCGUGGACGGUUUGACCUCAUCGUGGUGCUCUUGGUGCCGGGUGCGCUACGGCAGGCGGCCUGCAAGGGCCGCGCCCUCGCGCCGAUGGUCACCGAAGCGCUCUUUGAUGGAUCUGGCUCCGCUGGCAGUGCGGUCGCCGUGGCGUCGGCUGCGGCCAUAGCUCUGAUUGUCGUGCUGCUCAUCUGCUUCAGGCAGCGGAACAUGCGGCACCUCAACCGCACCGUGGAGGUCCAGCGUUUCCUCCACCGUCUCGAGGCCAUCCAGGGCGAGCUGCUCUCCGGAAGCACGAGGGACGGUCACCAGAGCCGGGGGAACGCCUCUCUCUUCUCGCGCUCCUCGCGCUCCGACGCCAGCAGGUCCAGAGAGGAGGUGUUCGACCUGGGCGAGAAUGCGUGGCGUUGGAAGGUCGGCUCUGGAGGCAGCCUGAGCACCACCGACGAGUGCGAGGGCUGGGACGUGAAGGUGCUGAUCUGUCUGAGCCUCGACCUGUCGGCGCGGACGUCGCAGAGUUCCAGGAAGGCGUCGGGCUUCGCAGCGGCGAGUAGGUCGCUCGGGCGCUCAACUAGUUCACUCGGGCGCUCGAAUAGUUCGCUCGGGAUUCCUGCGGACAAGCUGGACAUUACCGCAAGCAUUGGCAACAGCAUACAACUACUCAAAAGUCGGUUCAACUCAGGCUCCAAUCCGUCGAUCGCCGCAAGCGACCGGGAGCACCUCGAGACGACCGUGUCGAACGCGCUGCUCAGCCUCAGCAGGCAGAACAUGCUCGACCCGGCAGCCAUACGAUGCUGCAUUGUGGCCGACACUGUCCGCGUACCUGGCGUCCUCAGGAGUGACUCGCCAGUGCUGGAGCAGGGCCGAAGCGACAGCCUGACCGUCGCCGACAUCCUUCCGAUCAUGUGCGACGUGGCCGACUACUGCAUCUUGGUCAUAGAGGAUCCCGACACGCUGACCACCACGCAGGUGGUGCAGGGUGCAGGCAGGAGGGUCUCACGCAGGAGCUCUUCGUCUCUGCUCUCAAGCGGAUGGUCGUCACCAGAUACCAGCAGCAGUACCGCACCAUUACUUUCAGAAGGGCUUUUGGAGGACCUGCUCGUCGGGCACUCGCCAUCAGACAAGGAGUUUGGACCUUCGAUUUACCUUGCCGGCCUCGCAGCGUUGUCGCUCAAGUCGGACAAACAGUCGUACGUGCAGUGCGGAUUCGACGACGACAGCGACACCGUGCUCCGGAGUAUGGUGCCCUACAGCCAUCGGUUCGAGAAGAGCCAUGCCACCUUGGAGCUGGACUCCGAUGUUGCAGGCGUCGAGCUGCACGGGGGCCUCCUGUGCUUGUGGGCACUGAACGUGAGCCACGGAUCCUUCGGCUUUGUCCGCGAUGCGGCGCCGCUCAUGGCGGAGUUGGCGUAUCUGAGGAACUACAGGCGGUCCUGCCUGGCGUGCACGCGGCGAGCUGGGUUCACCGUGUCCAUGAGCGACGAUAUCCUCCAGUACUUCCAGUCAUUCAGGCGGCACGAGCCGAUCCGUGCUCACAGCCAGCUGAAGAGGGGGACGAGGACGAGUGGUCUCUUGGGCGAUGCAGGGUCGUCGACGAAGAGGCGCCUCGGCAGGUCGGCCAGGGCGCAGCACAUGCACGGCCUGCAGGCCUGUCUGACGCAUCGGGCAAUGAUAUCGCGGUGCUUUCACGUGUACGUCAGGAGUAAGUGCGCGGAUCCCGAGUCCCUGCCGAUCGCUUCGCUGUGUGAUAUCAGCGGGCGCUUCAUUGUGCCGUCCAGCCAUCCCGUUGCCCAGCAGCUGCACCUCGUCACGAGGGACGUCGACUACAUGCUGGACAAGGGCGCGGGCGAAGUCCUGGAUCACGUCCAGAGGUACAUGACGCUCGAGGCGCUUGCAGAUCGCGUCCAAGAGUUCCUGGUCGUCUACCUUCGCAAGAUGAAUGGCUCUGGUGACAAUAAUAUCGCCCACAAGGAGCAGCUCGCGGCCUUCGAGCUGUACGCGGCCGCAGCAGAGGGGCAGGGCUACCUCGUCGACGUCGUCAGCGACUUCCUAUGCAACAAGGCCGAGACUCGCGGCUACCAGAGGGUGACGAAGGCCCUUUCGGACCCACUGAAGGAGAUCCCCAGCGAUACGAACAACGAGCUGGAUCUGGCCGUCGCAUCGACCAUGACGAGUGACAUGUACAGGUGCUCUCAUCUGUUCGUCAAUUUCGUGGGGGCCUCGCAGCUUCCUCGGGUACGUCAGUCCGUGGUAUCCUUCGAUAGUAAUUCUUCUACUCGAACUGCGCCUGUUGGUGAGGACACGUUGCCGAAGGCGUACUGCACGCUUGGGCUCGAGGGCGCCGAAACAGUGCUCCUUCAAACAGGUGUCGCGGCGCAAGGCUUCAAUCCUGAGUGGGGGGAGACACUAGAGCUGAAGCAAUACCCACCAGGCGAGACGCUCGUCUUCAACCUUUGGCAUAAGAACCUCGCGUCUCAGGACUACUUUUUGGGCAGUGCGUUGUUGCCAUAUGCGCAGUUCGAGAGGCAGGAGUUCGCGGGGCAGAUCACCCUUGUUAACACUCACGGCGGCGCCUCCCAGACGUCAGGUCAGCACGUGGGUGCCCUCACCGUGCGCGUGUCGAUGACUGCCCCGAGGAAGUUUACCCGCAGGAUAACUCGCCUCCGCUCCGGUGGCCCCACUUCCCAGAGCAAUGGGCCGGCCAGAAUAUCAAGUUUUUUCUCGCAUGGCUUCCGCGACAUGACCCCGAGCUCUGUCAGCAGCGCCCGGGAUCUGGGCUUCUUUGGCAAGACGACGUCGCCUGCCAGCUCGGAGCCGUUGCAGCCCGCCGCCGACAUGCCCAGGACUCUUGCGGACCAGCUGCUGACCGCCACCGAUGUGCAUCGGAAGCUGGAGCGCGUGAUGAUCGGGCUCGUGAGGGAUGCGCACGAAAGUGCCGCGAAGCAGGGAAUUUUAGGCUCUGCCCAUGUCGACCAGUCGCUUCACCGCAACCCGUUCUGGGAGCUGGUUGAGGCCAGCACUCUCAAAACCCUGGAGAGGCGGCUGUGGGAUCAGAAAGACAAGUACCAUGGCGACCUGGCGAAGUCGGGCCGGGCGGACAUGGUCGACGAGGUGGACAGGGAACUGCGUUUGACGUUGGCAGACGUUUGCUUCCGCGACCAUUUCGAGGAGUCGCUGACCAGGGCCGUGGCCCAGACGCGAGUCAUGUGCGAUAACUUUUGGAUCAUGCAUCUGAUGAUGCUGGGGCUAGAAGGGUCAAGAAGUUUGGUGAUAUUGUCGCGAGACAGCAGCAGGAAGCUGCGGCGGAAGGCGCCCGCAGUGGUGUACACAGUUCGGCUCAAAGACAGUGGCGCCGAGGGCAGCCUUCUGGAGGUCAUCCUGGUCCACAAGAAGAUCACCGCGGUCGGUCAAGAUAACAGGAGCGCGGUCAAGCAGAUGAUCUCCGAGAUGCGCACCGUCAACUCGAUAUGUCGCACAUUGCGCCUAGGCGAUCCAGACCUGCACCCAUCCAUGUGGUGCCUCUCGCUGCGGCAGUUGCAGGAUUUCGCGCAGGAGGUGGAGCAGGAGCUAGGCACGGAGGUCUACAGGGCCGCUUCGUGCGCCGAAAUCGUGAAGAUGUCAAUCGUCAAGAAGACUUCCGCGGCUCGCACGUCAUACUCUCGCAUGGUCAACUGGCAGAACCUUAGGCAGAUAGAUGUGUUCGUGUCGCACUGCUGGGGGGAGAAUUUCAGCGCCUUUGUCAACUCGGUGGUUGGAGCCCUGGAGACUCGGAUCCAUGCCCACGAAGUGAAUUUGUGGAUUUGCUGCUUCGCGCUUUUCCAGAACCCCCAGUACGAGGUGGUGAAGAAGCAGGUGGGGACUGACCUUAUGGACGCCCCCUUCGAGAAGGCCCUCCGCUUCGCUCGCGAGUUCCUUGUGGUUCGAAAUGCGGAGUGCGACAUGUACACCCGUGCGUGGUGUGUCUUCGAGAUUUUCCGGGCGCGUCAGCUGGAUCUGAAGAUAACCGUGACCGGCCCUGACAAGUUCACGAAGGAGAACGUCGACAUUCUGAGCUGCAGGGCCACGGACACGGACGACGAGGCGAUGAUCAAGGGCGCCAUCGUUGACGCGAACGAGGUAGACGAGCUCAACCAGGUCGUCACGGAGAUCAAGGCCAUGGGCACCAGGCAGGAGCACACUGGUGGCAACCAGACCGUGAUGAGGGUAUGAUUUUGGCAGUCCUCUUCCCAUUAGUUGCGGAGCUGGGAAGCCCUCGCCCCGCCGAUUUCACAGGUGAUUCCAGCGCGUCACCCGCUGGGGGCGACAGCGCACCACCCCCAGGCUAUCACAUACCACACCAUCAUCACCCACCAGUACCAACGCCAUCACCACCACCGGCACCGUCACCACCACCUGCGAUGAGGGCUAGCGUCCCCGAUCGAGGCGGGGAAGGAGGAGGCCAGCAGCGGCGCGACGCCGCGGCCACGAGCGCCGCGCGCACGCGGCUUCUGGGCCAGCUACCGCUCAAGGAGACGCGUGUGCCCGGAGGCUUCGACCGCCCCUGCCGCCGACGAGGCCCCGCGACCGAAGGCGUGCAGGUUAGGGGAGGAGGGAAUGAGCAUACAGCUGACCCCCUGGGUUCAAAAACUGACUAGCUGCGCUGCGCGUUUGAAAACGAAGGCGCCCGGAGAGCCGUCUCGAUGGGCGGACGCCGAAUGUGGUGCGAUGACAAGACCAGGCCGCUCAACAGUAGAGCGGGCGCUGUGCGUUGACCGUGGAUGCUGCGUGCGUGAAGCCUGUGUCCAUGGCAUGCCAUGCCCUUCUCCUUGGUAUUUGCGUUCGAGCGCGGUGCGCGCGUCGAUCGCCUGUCGGUGCGAUCGCAGUUUCUGACGUUCCUACUUCAGUUUCACAGUAGCAGCCACUGGCGCUCGGAGAGCGCCGUUGUACUGGCCUUCUGCUCAUCUCGCUUGCUCGUGGUCCCAGAACAGGGUCGGUACAAGACCUCUGGUGCUCCUGCUCCUGAGUGGAUGAGGGCGCCAACUACACAUCUACGCCGAGCCUGGUCGGGCCGAUCUUGGUCUUGGGGUCGGUGUAUAUUUAUAGAUAUUUGCCUCCCUGGCCAAUCCAGGGGGGCGUCCCCGAAGGACGCUCGUGCUUGUCAUCGCGGCAAAACCUCGGAGGCAUUUCCUCACAGACGUAUGCAAGGGAGAAAGGG